This is a messenger RNA of Eremothecium gossypii ATCC 10895, 1353 nucleotides long. It is a transcript of the gene TRM82, whose product is annotated as Trm82p. The transcript has a single exon. The record is from RefSeq and is marked provisional. The coding region runs from base 1 to 1353 and encodes 450 amino acids. Lineage: Eukaryota; Fungi; Ascomycota; Saccharomycetes; Saccharomycetales; Saccharomycetaceae. Gene Ontology annotation, biological process: RNA (guanine-N7)-methylation. Gene Ontology annotation, cellular component: nucleus; cytosol; tRNA methyltransferase complex. Gene Ontology annotation, molecular function: protein binding; tRNA (guanine(46)-N7)-methyltransferase activity.
AUGAUCCAUCCGAUACAGUUCACAUUGACCAACCAUGAUGGUACUCUGCUUUUCUGCGUAAUCAAGAACACUAUUUUUGCCUACAAGACCAACGGCGAGGAUGGACAUCUAGAUCUUGCGGGGGAGUGGGUAGACGACUACGACAGCGCAGAGCUGAUUAAAGCGAAAGUGGAGAAGGAGCAGCAGCGGAGACUAGCAGAGAAUGCAGCCAAGAAACUCAAGACAAACGAAGGCGAAGCGAUCGAACGUCCGGGGAACCAGCGCCGGGUUCCACUGCCAGGCAAGGAUCCCAAGGUGCCCGUGCCGGGCCCUGGCGCGCCGCCCGUGUACCAAUACAUCCGUUGUCUGCAGCUGUCGCACGAUGAAAAGAUGUUGGUGGCGUGCACGGAUUCUGACAAGGCGGCGGUAUUUUUUAGGAUAGAGCUGCACAAAGACAACUGCUUGACAUUGUUCAAGCGUCAGCCCUUCCCCAAGAGACCCAACGCAGUCACAUUUGCAGAUGACGAUGCAAAAUUGCUUCUCGCAGAUAAAUUCGGUGACGUAUAUGCUGUUGAUAGUGUGGGAGAACCGGAGAAGAAAGACCCGGAACCGAUAUUGGGCCACGUUUCGAUGCUGACAGAUAUCGCUCUUGUGACUGACACAAAAAAGAGCUAUGUUAUUACCGCGGACCGUGAUGAACACAUCAAGAUAUCGCACUACCCGCAAAGUUUUGUGAUCGAUAAGUGGCUCUUCGGGCACAAGGAGUUUGUCUCAUCCCUUUGCGUGCCUGAGUGGCAGUCUAGCAUGCUGUUUAGCGCCGGCGGUGACAGCUUUAUUGCCACGUGGGACUGGCAAAAGGGCCUGUUAAUGUCUUCCUUUGACUACAGCACUAUCGUGGAGCCACACCUAACCGACGCACACUUGCCGCCAGCCCGUUUCCUGGCCAACGAUGGCUCCGACCGCCGUGAAGCUUCUAUCUCCAAGCUACUGACCUUCAAGGACCUCCCAUACCUUGUUGCUGUCCCUGAGAUGACUAAAAUCGUGCUACUGUUACAGUGGGAUGCUACCAGCGGUGAGCUGAUACUCUCACAAACCUUGGCGCUGCCUCUGAAUGUGGUCUCGGCCACAGUCACGUCGGCGAACCACAAACUCAUAUUAUCACUUGAUAAUCGUGAACAGCCAGGAAAGAACUUUGUUAAGAUUUUUACUCUUGAGAAUGGCAAGUUUGAAGAGGAGCAGGCUGCGUCUUCCUCUGUUGAUGAAGCGAUUGUUCGGAACCUAUCAGAAAGACCCGAGGUACAGACAACUGUCGAUGACAUCUACCCAUUAUACCAUGUUUCCCAGCUUAGAAAGCGUGGGGAACACUACUCUUAA